This is a messenger RNA of Megalops cyprinoides (Indo-Pacific tarpon), 2038 nucleotides long. It is a transcript of the gene asphd1, whose product is annotated as aspartate beta-hydroxylase domain containing 1. The record is from RefSeq and is a predicted model, not a curated record. Bases 348 to 1478 code for a protein of 376 amino acids. Lineage: Eukaryota; Metazoa; Chordata; Actinopteri; Elopiformes; Megalopidae. The transcript has 6 exons.
GAUGCUGUGGAGAAAGCGAACUCCUUUUGGUUUCAGCACUUGGCGCUGUUCAACGACGUGUGAAUGAAACGUGAUCCGGGAGAGACGUGGUUGAAGGAGUGAAGGCUGCGGUUUUGUCGGGUAAGGAAAAAAGGUUGUAAAAACUAGAAGAUGAAUGAAUUGAAAUCAUUAUAUGAAAAUGAACAAAAAUGAAAAGACACUUCGGGUUUUUCCGUAAAGGAGGAGGGGGAUCUUUUUCGGGGCACUCCGGAAACAUCGAAUGCGGAAAAGAUACGUAAGUCGCAGAGGCGCAUACGACACGUAAAGAGAGAAAGAGAGAGAGAGGGUGCCCACCUUUCUGUCCCAGAAUGCAGUGGACGCUUGACUUCCUCCCUCUCCCCCCCUGCCCAGAGCUUGGAGCACAGCCCCUCAACGGGCUCCUGUGGGCCCUGCUGGUUCUGUUCCUCUGGUACUGCUACCGGGUCGGCUCUGACCCCCCUGUUACCGGCAGGACCCACCCAGGCAAGCUCAAGUCAAGCUGUGUCCGGACCAGGCAGAUGUCCAGGUCCAGCAGCUGUAGCAGCACCAGUGAUGGCAUUGAUGCCGGGGGCAGCACCACAAAGACCGCCCUUGGUGACAGCGGAACCCCCUGCAUCGCCAUGGCGAUGGGGGAGGAGGAGGAAGAAGAGGACACAGAUGGGGGGCGUCGACGUGGCUAUCUCACCCCUGUGCUGAGCUACGCCCUGUUCCCUACUCAGGCUCCACCUGCCAGCAAAAAGCUUUACAGUGCCUUGCAAGAGUAUGCUAAGCGUUACAGCUGGGCUGGGAUGGGGAGGAUUCAUAAAGGCCUGAGAGAUCAGGCUAGACUCAGCGAUCGCUCCUCUAUCCAGAAGCCACAUCUAUUCUUCCUCCCAGAUGUUCCCAGCAUUCCUUUUUUUCCGCGAGAUGCCCACCGCCAUGACAUCGAAGUCUUGGAGGCCAACUAUCCCAUAAUUCUGGCUGAGUUCCAGGCAGUCUACCAGCGUGGCAUAGAUACAAAGUUGGGAUGGACCUGCCAGGGGCCCAAGGGCCAGGCAGUGUUCCCGCUGUACAACGCCGGGGUGUGUGUGGCAGCGAACUGCCGGUCCUGCCCUUGCACCUACCGCACCCUGCUCUCCCUGCGGACCUUCAUCAGCAGCAACUCCUUAGGGGCUGCCGGCUUCUGGCUGCUCGGGCCUGGGGUCACCCUGGGGGGAGGGUACGGCCCCACCAACACACGACUGCGCUGCCACUUGGGGCUGCAGACUCCCCCUCAGUGUGAGCUGGUGGUGGGAGGGGAGCCCCAGUGCUGGUCAGAGGGACACUGUCUCCUGGUGGAUGAUUCAUUCCUCCAUACGGUCUCGCAUAAUGGUGUAGCAGAGGAUGGCCCUAGAGUGAUAUUUAGUGUGGACCUCUGGCACCCAAAUGUUGCUGCAGCAGAGAGACAAGCACUGGACUACAUCUUCUCCCCUGAGCAAUAGACUGCAAAUCCCACUGUGCUAUGGUUUUACUGCCUGUCCUUUAACCACUUCAGUUCCAUGACAUACAGUGCCUGCACACAUCAAAUUAAAAAACGAGUAAAUGGCUAUUUUCCAAACUGGAGCCAAAGUGGUUUAAGAGGGGGAGUAUCUGGAGUCUAAUGUGUUAUCGUGUAGACAUACAUUACUUGGAACACAAAAAAAUAUCUUGUCCUUCUAGAUUUUGGGGAUUUUGGGGAUUUGUGGGAUUUGUAGAUUUCAACUUCUGAACAUCUGUCUGUUUCCUCUCACUAAAAUCAAGUCCAACUCCCAGCACCUCCUUAAAACUGUGAAGUGAGAAGAGGAACAUUCCCUGAAUGAUCCUGGUUUUUUGUACUGGACCUUUCUUUAUCAUUUUGUGCCUGAAAUGUUUGGUUUCUAAUUAUGAACAAGAUUCUGACGUAUACUGUGACAUAACCAGAAGUGUGUACUUGCUUGUCUGAGUCUGUAUCGAAAAUAUCAACUGAUUAUGCUUAUUGUGAUGAAUUACAGUCAUGUAAAAAAUCUAUUUGAACACAUAUCUU